AUGGUCCAUUUCAUUAUGAUACUUGCUAAGCAUAUAACCCUUAAUGCAAACUCAAAAGAGAUGGUACCUAUGUGGGAUGACAGCUGCUACAUGUGCAGGUAUAUCCGCAGCUAAUUGUACAGGUUCAGAGGAAGGAAAAUGCUAUUUAAGUGGUACUACUUACACAUUAGCUAGUGAUACAACCACAGGAAUAGGAUUGACUCCUGCAUAUUAUGAAGGAAUUAAUGCUGGUGGUAAUACAUGUUCAGCAAAUUCAGAAUUAACCGCUUCUGUUGAGAAAUUAGAUGCUUACACUGGUUAUGCAAUUGCUGAUUGUCUUUCAGUUAUCACUAAAACGAAAUGUUUUGUAAAUGCUGGUGGUGAUGGAUGUGAAGCUUAUGAUGAUGCUACUUCCGAUCCUUGCCCCACUGUAAAACUCUUUAAAUAGGAGCAGUAGCAAUUUCAUAUAUUGAUGGCAUUUGUAAAUUAUAUGAUUGCCAGGCUAAAGCAGAUAAAUCUGGUUGUGAAGCCAUCACUCCACCUGUUGUUGCAACUCCAACCUGUGCUAGUUAUACUGGUCUAUUUACUUAUUAGGCUUGCUUAGGCUUCUUCAGUACUUGCACAGCAAAUGUAGCUAAGACUACUUGUAUCGCCAUAAAAGAUACUAGCACAGAUUCUACUACUAGGGAGUGUGCAUAUGCAAAAAAAAAAAAAAAAAUGCCUAGUUUCUGGAACAUCAUUUGUUUAAAAGAAUUGUGAUUCAGCAGCCUCUACUGUUACUACUUUAGCUGGAUGCUAAGCAGGUUCAACAAAUUGUGUUAUAAGAGUAGGAGGAUGUUAAUUCAGAGCUAAUUGUGCUUCAUAUAAAGUUUAGGGCACCUGCGUUAAGAAUGCUUGUGGACUCCUACAGCAGCUAAAUUUGUUGAUAAAAGUUGUAGUGCAGCCAAAGCAUCAACUAGUUUUGAUAGUCAUACUAAAUGUUUAACCGUUGGAAAAUGUACAGUCAAAGCAACUGCAGACAAGGCAAUUGUUUAAGGUUGUAUUUCAUUUGUUGCUUGUAGUUUAUGUACAAUUGAAGAAUAAUGUAAGAAAAAUACUAAAGAUAAAGAUUGUGUUUGGAAUACAAAUGCUGAUCCAGUUACUUGUGCUGACAUAUUAUGUGCCACUGCUCCAAUUACAUCCUAUAGUGAUCAUGACGGAUGUAGAGAAUAUCUUGUUGGAUGCACAGUAAAUGUUAUUGAUGUCAAUGGAACACCAACACUUUAAGGAUGUGUUGCAUAUAAAACAUGUAAUUCAUACACUCAUGAAGGAUAAUGUAAGAUUAGUAGUGAUAAGGACAACACAGGUGCAAAUAUUGUAUGUGGAUGGAAUGGAACAACUUGUGCCAUUAAGAGCUGCUUAACAGCUUAAGGAACUGUGAACACUCCUACUUUUUUGUGGAUUAUUUAGCUGGUUGUACUGUUAAUGCAACAGAUAAAGGUUGUGUUGCUAUUCCAGAUGUCUGUGAAGGUAUGAUAUAAAAUCUAUGCUCUGAUAGAUCAGCUGACAAAUCACAUGAAAAUGUUUCUGGGAUACAACUGAAAGCAAGUGUAUAACAAAGAAAUGUGAAAAUUCACUAAACUAUGGAUCAGAAUCAGAAUGCGACACUUAUUUAUCUGGUUGCACAACUGACGCUAUUAAAUGCAAGACCAAAAUAUGUGAAGAUUUCUCAUUAUCAACCGAUGCUUUAUGUAAAGCAGGACUCUCUAUUUGUACAUCAAAUGGAGUUAAUUGCGUUAAAAUAGGAACAUACAGUUAAGCCUUAGCUGAAGCUGGAUGUGUUACAGAUUCAAAUUUGAAGUAGUGCUAAUGGAUGACUCUAACCGGAUAAGAUGCUUACUGUACAAACAAAAGUUGCACAACUGCCCCAACAUCAUUGACAACCGAAGCUUAAUGUGUUGCCUACUUUACACCUUCAGUUGGAAUAUGUACCACCAAGAAAGAUGGAGGUUGCACACUUAAAGGAGCAUGCACAUCAGCUAAUGUUGCCACUGCUUGUACUACUGACAAUAAUAAGAAUGAAUGCUAAUGGGACACUGAAGCUAAUAAUUGUAGAUUAAAAGAAUGCCAAGAUUUUGCUGGAACAACCCAUGCUGCUUGCUAAAAAUAAAGAACAGUCAUGCAAGAGUUUAGAUUGAAACAGUACUGAAUGUGUAGGAAUUACAAGUUGUGGAGCCACAAACAUUAAGGGAGGGUGCAAGACAGGAACAGAUGAUAAUGUAUCUAAACAGUAUCCGCUAAAGGAGCCACAGACACUAUUUGCAAGAAGUUUACCUCAUGUGCUGAUCCUUUCUACUUAACCCAUGAUGAAUGUAUUUCAGCUAAUCCAAAUUGUACAUCAGAUUAAUUAACUGGAUGUAUUCCGUUGGCUGAUUGCUCAACAAAUACCCAAAACUAAUGUUUCAGAAACAAGGAUGGAAAAUAAAAAGAUGCUAAUGGAGGUAUUACAUCACCUGGUAUUGCGUUUGGGAUGA
Messenger RNA from Paramecium octaurelia, 2492 nucleotides. Lineage: Eukaryota; Ciliophora; Oligohymenophorea; Peniculida; Parameciidae. The record is from the annotation of a GenBank genome assembly.